Molecule: messenger RNA, 287 nt
Organism: Paramecium pentaurelia
Lineage: Eukaryota; Ciliophora; Oligohymenophorea; Peniculida; Parameciidae
Source: the annotation of a GenBank genome assembly
AAUGAAUGACGAUUAUUCGAGAACUUGUACUUUUGAGGAACUACAGUCAAGAAUUCAUAAAAAAUAGCCUUCCUAAAGAUAAAUUUCUAAUCUAAUUGAUUAGUUUGAUUGGGAUUCCAAAUAUGGCCCAUAUUCUGGCAUGACCAGAGAAGAUAGGUAAUGUUGAAUUUCAUGAAUUAUUAGAUACAAUAGAGCAGUUGUUAAUGGAUUAUAACCUCCUCCAGAGAUCAAAAAUUACUUAAGCACAAAACCACAUCCUUAUACUUAAUUUUAUAAAUUAUGUUGAG